CCGUUAAGGUGGGUGUUUGCAAAAUUUUGGGAAAAUUAGAUGGACGUCAUCUAUCUUUCUACUUAAAAUGAAUGAACCCCUUUGGAAAGUCUGUAUUACCCAAAUCUCUCCAGAAGAAAAAACUCAACACAGACGCGAGUCGUUUAUUGUUUUAGAGAACCAAAACUAAUCUUGUAACUCAUACACACACACACAUAUAUAUAUAUACAGAUACAGAUUCGGUCUUCACUAAACCCCACAACCCUUAACUUCAUAACCCAAUCUAUCAUGCUGAGAUCAACCUUCACUCCCAUUUUCCCAGCAUUUCCCGCCAAAAUUAGUACCAGAAAACUACCGUUCAAGGCCAUCUUCAGCGCUCUCGCACAUAGCUCACCAACUGUUCGACAAAAUACCGCACAGAAAAUCCACAACGAUAGACUUCUCCAACACCAGCUACCACCUACUUCGGCCUACGUACACCUCCCAUUCUGCCGAAAACGCUGCCACUACUGCGACUUUCCCAUCGUCGCCCUCGGCUCUUCCUCGCCCCAAGCCGAGGACGACCCGCGAAUGGUGAACUACAUUAAUCUGCUUUGCCGGGAAAUCGUUGCCACAAGAGGAGAAAGCGAGGAUAACCCGCCUCUCGAAACCGUGUUUUUUGGAGGUGGCACGCCUUCUCUCGUGCCGCCGAGGCUCGUGUCGUCGGUUUUGGAGACGUUGAGGUCGAAAUUUGGGCUGCAUUCGGAUGCCGAGGUGUCCAUGGAAAUGGACCCUGGGACCUUUGAUGCUGGGAAGACAAGAGAGUUGGUGGACUUGGGUGUUAAUAGAGUGUCGUUAGGAGUUCAGGCGUUUCAAGAAGAGCUGUUGAAGUCUUGUGGGAGAGCACAUGGUGUCAAGGAGGUUUACGAGGCUAUUGAGAUUGUUGAGUCUUGUGGGGUUGAGAAUUGGAGUAUGGAUCUCAUCUCUUCUCUUCCCCACCAAACUCCUCAGAUGUGGGAAGAGAGUUUGAGGCUCACCAUUGAAGCGGGACCAAAGCACGUGUCGGUAUACGAUUUGCAAGUCGAGCAAGGCACAAAAUUUGGGUUGUUGUACACACCAGGGGAGUUCCCGUUGCCUUCUGAUUCACAGUCGGCCGAUAUGUAUAAAACAGCUUCAAGAAUGCUUUCUGAUGCAGGUUAUGCUCAUUAUGAAAUCAGCAGUUACUGCAAAAAAGGGUUUGAAUGCAAACACAAUCUGGUUUAUUGGAAGAACAAACCUUUCUAUGCUUUUGGCCUUGGUUCUGCUAGCUACGUUGGCGGACUUAGAUUUUCGAGGCCUAAAAAGAUGAAAGGAUACGUGGAAUUUGUCAAAAAUUUGGAGAAUGGAAUGGUAGAUUGCAAUAACGAUAAUCACAUUGAUUCCAAGGACAUUGCCAUGGAUAUUGUUAUGCUCUCUUUGAGGACUGCAAGAGGCCUGGAUUUAAGGUCCUUCGGAGAAGCAUUCGGUGAUUCUCUUGUUGUUUCUCUUUGCAAAGCCUACAAAGCUCAUGUCCAAAGCGGACAUGUAGUUUGCUUGGACGAGAGAGGACGGGCCUUUUCUUCGGAUGAAUUCAAUACCAUGCUACUUGAUGAGGAAGACAAGAUUGAAAAGGGGCUUGCUUAUAUUCGGCUUAGCGAUCCAGACGGUUUUCUUCUGUCAAAUGAAAUAAUAUCCCAUGCAUUCGGGGUCAUAGCUCCAUAAUGUCACAUCCAUUCGGAUUUUGGAGCACUGCUAAGUCAUCAAGAAGUUAAAAGACCAAUUUAAGUAAUAUAGAAAGCCUUUCUAAUCUGAUGGAUUAUAGACUGUAGCCAUUAUUUAAGUAGCUGAUUGUGAAAAUCAAA
Molecule: messenger RNA, 1838 nt
Organism: Morus notabilis
Lineage: Eukaryota; Viridiplantae; Streptophyta; Magnoliopsida; Rosales; Moraceae
Product: oxygen-independent coproporphyrinogen-III oxidase-like protein sll1917
Exons: 2
Coding region: 268-1698 (476 amino acids)
Biological process (GO): porphyrin-containing compound biosynthetic process
Cellular component (GO): cytoplasm
Molecular function (GO): coproporphyrinogen oxidase activity; 4 iron, 4 sulfur cluster binding
Source: RefSeq, a predicted model, not a curated record